Messenger RNA from Entrophospora candida, 1452 nucleotides. The record is from the annotation of a GenBank genome assembly. NCBI's taxonomy places the organism in Eukaryota, Fungi, Glomeromycota, Glomeromycetes, Entrophosporales, Entrophosporaceae.
AAAGAUAAAAAGACCAAGUUGAUAAAUGAUAUCUGGGAACUUCGAAACAUUAAUAUACAAGCGAAUAUGACAGAGGAGAAAUCAAAGGCUGAGGCAGUCCAACAUGCAACCAUUGCUACAGUGACGAUGGAACAAGUUCAACAAUAUGCUAGAUCAACCACAACCAGUAUUAGGAAGAACUUCCUUGAUGACAGCGAAAGAAAAGCAAAACGUACCAGAUUUUGUAAGGAUAGUAAUGAUGGUGACAAGGAAUCAUCCAAUGAUGAAAAUGAUAGUGAAAUAGAUCUUUUUUUUCAUUCAUCUCCAUCAGGCGGUAUUUCUGAUGCUCCAGAUCUUUUUAGUUCUGAAAUUAUUUCUGAUGUGCAAAAUGGCAUCUCAAGUGAUAAAAACAACCAAACAUCUUUGCCAUCUACGCAAGUUUCAGAUGAUCCAGUAAUAACAGAGCACCCAUUACAAACAUUGCAGUGUAUUCUUAAAUCUGAAGAGAAUUUCACCGACAUAUGGAAUAAAUAUUUGCUCAAGAUUGAUUUGCAUCCAUGGAGGGUGGAGCAUGAUUGUAUUGUGAUAACCUUUCAAAAUGAUAUACUCAAAUCUCUGUGUUCAAAAUCAAGCUGGAAGCAAAUCCGAGGCCAACGACUAUGUCUUGCAGAAGAAAGUUUAUUGGGAAGACUUAAACCCAUUUUACAAAAGGCUAAAAAUGAUAAGAAUCUUUGUUUCAAAAGUUUGUGCAGUGAACUUACAAGUAAAAGAAACGUCAUCUCACAUCCUUUGACCACAGAAGCCAUGUGGAGCAUAAUAAUGAGUUUUGUAACAGGGAAAGCCAUGCGUGAUGGAGAUAUUGAAUAUAUGUGGGGGGAGGUUGAGUUAAAUUCAACAGCAUCAAGAAAAAAUGGCGGGCGUGAUAUUCUUUCACUUACAAAAGUUGCAACAGGACAUAAAGGGGAUGGAGCGGGACUGUCAAAUGAUGGACAUGAAUGCUUUGUUUUGGAAAUAUCUUAUGCUCCGCAAAACCAAGAUAGGAGGAAGACGGCUGAAGAUUUUUAUAAGUUGCUUCGAGAAAUGAGAGACAUGCUUCAUGCUUCUAAGAAAGAAAAGCGUGAAUUAGGCUAUAAGAUACCAAAAGAGAGUUUGUGUGUAUAUGGUUCACAAUGUUAUGGAUAUACACAAAAUUUGUUUGAGAUGGAGUACAUUAAGCCCUUUUAUGUGGUUCGAAAAAUUGGGUCUAUGAAAAUUCCUCAUAGUGAUAUCACAAAACUUUCCCUUGUUCUGCGAAUGAUGUGGGCAUUUAAAAAAAGGGUCACUUCUGCAAAUGAGGUGUGGAACAGUUUAGAAAGCCAAUAUGAAACCAUCAUGACGCUAGAAUCAUCUGAUGAUGAAGAUAACUUCACAAAGGUGUCUCCUAAGAAGCCAUCAAGACGUAUUGAUAUGAAUAUAACUCAAAAAUUUCACUGA